AUGAAGAUUCUGAGCUGGAAUGUCAGAGGUCCAGGAAGGCCUGAAAAGAGAAGGAAAAUCAGGAAGAUAUUGCAUGAGCGGGCAGUAGAUAUGGCUUUGCUCCAGGAGACAAAGCAAUCAAGUGUUUCAAACUUGCGGAUUAAAAGUUUUUGGCCUAGAGACAAAAUGGAAUUCAUGUCUAUAGAUGCUGCAGGUUUGUCUGGUGGUUUACUCUGCAUCUGGGAUCCUGAUGUCUUUCAUCUCUCAGAUUGUUGUAGUAGCAGGAACUUUAUUCUGUUAUUAGGUAAGGCUCACAACUCUUUUGAUUGUGUUCUGGUCAACAUCUAUGCCCCAAAUGAUGUAAUAAAAAGGAAGGCUCUAUGGGUGACCUUGUUAAAUUUGAAAACACUUUUUGUAAACCCAUGGUGCCUGGGUGGAGACUUCAAUGAAAUUAGGAAUGUGGGGGAAAGAAUAGGAGUUUCCUGCAGGUAUAGAGGCAUGCAGGAGUUUAAUGACUUCAUUGAUAAUUGUGAGGUGGUAGAUGUCCAAAUGCUAGGCAAAAAAUUCACUUGGUGUAAUACUCUUGAAGGGAAAAAGUGGAGUAGAAUAGAUAGAUUUCUUCUUAGUCCUGAAUGGUUAGUGAGAUAUAAACUCAAACUAUGGGGUCUUCCAAGAACUAUCUCUGACCACUGCCCUCUUCUUUUCAUGGAGGAUGGUAGGGACUGGGGGCCCAAACCUUUCAAGUUUCUGAACGCAUGGACCUUACAUCCAUCACUGGCUUCCUUGGUAGAGAGUAAUUGGGGUGAACUUCAACUGUAUGGAUCUGCAAGAUCCAUCCUGAAGAGGAAAUUGCAGUCCCUGAAGUUGGUUUUAAAGAAAUGGAAUCAAGAGUCUUAUGGUAUUGCUGCAAAAAAAUUAGAAGCUAUUGAAUCUGCUCUACAUGAUCUUGAUUUAAAAGCUGAAACUAGACCUCUGGAUGAAGGUGAAUUGCGACUACAAAGAGAGGAAAGGACUGAAAUGUGGUCACACGAGCAGGAGGAUGGAAUGGAAGUGGCUCCAAAAAUCUAG
This is a messenger RNA of Camellia sinensis, 1047 nucleotides long. Lineage: Eukaryota; Viridiplantae; Streptophyta; Magnoliopsida; Ericales; Theaceae. The record is from RefSeq and is a predicted model, not a curated record.